Molecule: messenger RNA, 327 nt
Organism: Saitoella complicata NRRL Y-17804
Lineage: Eukaryota; Fungi; Ascomycota; Saitoellomycetes; Saitoellales; Saitoellaceae
Exons: 1
Coding region: 1-327 (108 amino acids)
Source: RefSeq, a predicted model, not a curated record
AUGUCAAACUUCAACCUCUCCGCCUUCCGCUCCAACUCCUCCACCGGCUCUCCCGCCCUCGACUCGCGCUCCUCUUCCUCUUCCUUCGACGAAGACCCCACCGACUGCCUCCCCUGCCGUCUCACAGGUUUCGGCGCUUUCACAGGUCUCGGCGGUUACAUCAUCCACAGCGGCAUGAAAGAACUGAACAAACAAUAUCCGGCCGACAAGGUACAUGAGUGGGGAAUGGGGCCCAGUGGGCGGAUGCCGUUUGUUAUGAGGAGGUUUGGGGUUUAUGCGUUUGGGGGUGGGUUGAUUCUGGGUGGGGUGUGGAGGUUGGUGAUGUGA